AUGCCGGUUGCGCUGCGUAAACGCGUUCUGGUCACGGGAGGCGCUGGCUUCCUGGGCUCGCAUCUCUGCGAACGGCUUCUAACCGAUGGCUGCGAGGUGCUUUGCGUUGACAACUUCUUCACGGGGCGCCGUGAGAACAUCGCUCAUCUGAUGUCGGCGCCCUACUUCGAGAUGUUGCGUCACGACGUGACCUUCCCUCUCUAUGUGGAGGUCGACGAGAUCUACAAUCUCGCCUGCCCGGCCUCGCCGAUCCACUAUCAGUUCGAUCCGGUGCAGACCACAAAGACCAGUGUGCACGGGGCGAUCAACAUGCUGGGUCUGGCGAAGCGGGUGAAAGCGAAGAUUCUUCAGGCUUCGACGUCCGAGGUUUACGGCGAUCCGCAACUCCACCCCCAGCCCGAGAGCUAUCGCGGCAGCGUCAAUCCCGUCGGCCCCCGGGCCUGCUACGACGAAGGUAAGCGCUGCGCCGAGACACUCUUCUUCGACUACUAUCGCCAGCACAAUCUCAACAUUCGGGUUGCCCGGAUCUUCAACACCUACGGUCCGCGGAUGCUGCCGAAUGACGGUCGCGUCGUCUCGAACUUCAUCGUUCAGGCCUUGAAGGGCGAGAACAUCACCGUCUAUGGCGACGGGUCCCAGACCCGCUCUUUCUGCUACGUGAGCGAUCUUGUGGACGGUCUUGUGCGUCUCAUGAAUGCACCGGAUGAGGUAACUGGCCCCGUCAACAUCGGCAAUCCUCGGGAAAUGACGAUUCUCGAACUGGCUCAGCGGGUGAUUGAUUUGACGGGGUCGUCGAGCGAGGUUGUUCUGCGUCCCUUGCCGCAAGACGAUCCCCUGCAGCGGCAACCGGAUAUCACCCUUGCCAAGAGUGCACUUGGCUGGAAGCCGACGAUCGAAUUGGAGACGGGCCUAGAGUCGACCGUCGCCUACUUCCGCGAUCUUCUGGCGGUCGAGCUUGCCGAGGCUCAUCCGAUGGCCGAAGUCGCCGAGUAG
Messenger RNA from Symbiodinium necroappetens, 993 nucleotides. The record is from the annotation of a GenBank genome assembly. NCBI's taxonomy places the organism in Eukaryota, Dinophyceae, Suessiales, Symbiodiniaceae.